Eremomyces bilateralis CBS 781.70 is the source of this 10224-nucleotide messenger RNA. RefSeq lists its product as uncharacterized. Lineage: Eukaryota; Fungi; Ascomycota; Dothideomycetes; Eremomycetales; Eremomycetaceae. The transcript has 5 exons. The record is from RefSeq and is a predicted model, not a curated record. Bases 263 to 10177 code for a protein of 3304 amino acids.
AUUGGAGACAUCGCAGUCGUUGAGGCACUGAGACACGUGGAUCAUCUGCAAUCCGUCGGGCAUUUCAACCGAACUCAAUCUGCGUGUUGUCCUCGCAUCAAAGCACUCCACCAAAGCACUCCACCAAAGCAAUCCAUUCAUCCCCGGUUGCCUUUAUCACCCGGGUUUGCAAGCCGUUUCUCUGUAUCAUUUCUCUCGCAUAUUUUUUAUUUCAAAAUUCUAACCUUCGUUCGUUCACUUUACUCUCGCUACCACUCUGAAAAUGGCAACCGAAGUGAGGAACAUGGCCGCUUUGCCGAAGGCCGUGUUCAACCAUAUUGCACUACCCCCAAAUCUUCCUGGCAAAGCCGAGCCGUUCAUCGAUGCUGUCGACCUUGAGUUGACGAAUCGAAUGAUCGCAGCUUGCAAAGUGGCAGCAGGCGAGGGUCCACUGGAGUGGGCGCCCCAGUUCAACAGCAUUCGUAUUAUGCUUCAGUCUUUCAGGACUGUGAAUUUCGAAAAUGCCAUGGACAAAGCGAAGCUCCUGGCAGCAUUGGCCGAACUUGGACCUGGCAUGUCACUUGUACUCUACAUCAAGGAACAAAAUUGUGGUCUUGUUAUCCGAUAUGACAGCCAGGGUGGUGACCACGCUCAGGUGUUCUUUGAGGCGUUCGAGGCCUCGCCUCUUUGCGACCAAGUCCUCGCAGCGACUAGUGCGUUGCGUUGGGAUUUUCCUACCACCAGUUCUGCAAUGUUGCACACAGACUUCGAGAAGCCUUUGUUUCAAGAGCAGCUCGCAGAAUUUCUGGAACAAGCUGCUACGGAGUCUAUUGAUCGGUUCGCUGCCCGAACGAAGAAAGCUGGCGCCCAGAUCAUCGAGACUCGUGAAACAGCGGACCCCUCCCUCAUUACGGGAUGCCUAUUGUCUCUUGUUGAGGCAUGUGGUUACCGAGCCAACGUACCGUUGCUCAGAAAGCGUGUUCGCGAUGACGUGGUUUGGCAUGACUCUGACAAGCCGUGGAGGAGAUCUGCCGUCUGGCUAACCCUUCGGGUGGCGGUGCAAAGGACCCUCAUGCUGCAGUCUAAGCGCUCAGGACGGGCACUUUACAAGAUGGUCAUGUGUAUGUUGCUAUGCAACUUUCUCCAAGAUUGCAUCGGCAAGCUCGAAUGUGAAGAGUUGGAAUUACUGAAAGCAAAGCUCGCUCGAAAACUCACGAAAAUGGAGUCUGAUCGCGAAGUUGCCUCACCUUCUGCGAAACAAACGUACGAGGUGCUCCUUGCGUGGGGACAGCCUUAUUUCAAGAACGCGCUGAAUCGGACCAAUACAUAUUUGGCGGACGUUUGGGAAAAUUUCAAGACCAAGACCAAGAGACCAGUCUACCGAAUUCCGCUUAGAGCUUCACCAAAGGAUUGCACAUUAUCCCUCCCCCACAGCGGCCAGUAUAUCCAAAAGCUCCUUGAUGAAGCCAAGAUUUCGGGGUACAAGACCCGGAAUCACCAGCCGCCCAGCACACAUGUGUCCGAUCCAGCGUCAGAAUUCACAAAGCGAUAUACGUCCCUCGCUGCGAAGGAGUUGGAGAUACGCGCUGCGCUUGUUGAUACCGAACACCCGCUUUCCUUGGCCGAGAUUACAAGCUGGAUCGACACAUGCCUCGCUGCUGCGUUGGAGGCAUAUGCUGGCGACUCUGUUCAAUGCAGUUUGAUGAUCCUCCUUGUGAUGGAUCUCUGGGUGGCCAUGGACCGAGGCGCCAUUAAACACUAUCCGUUACUCAGAGAGUACGUGCCACCGUUUUCAUCGAGCCUGCUACACGGUUUGGAAAUUCCAAAACUCGCCGAUAUGCACCGGUUGGCAAAAGUCCAGCUGUACCUAGAUCGUAGGCACUCUAAUGCUCGAAUGGGUGCUGUCACGAUUUUCGAGAGUCCGGGACCCAGUUGCUUUGCCCAUCGAUACUUUAAGGAAGGGCAUAGCUCUGCGGCACUCCAGUCGCUAUUUAAGCAUCUGCACGCAGUACACCAAGUGCGUCGGACUGAUAAGAAGGAUGAAUGGGAAUCUCUCACGUCGGAGUACACAGACUACAUGAAAAAGCGGGCAUCUCUCACUUGUUUGUACACAGAGAACGGUGAGUGGCCCUAUGGCCAGAUCCACGAUUCUGACGGAUGUGGGCGAUGCUAUCUCGGGAGGGUCACAAAAAGAAUGAGAAUUCGCAUCCUCGAGAAUCCGUUGCCCUCAGAUGAGGUCAAGGCGCGGGUGGUGUGUUUUGAACUCUUAGCGCCUGACUCCUACCUGAAAUAUAGAGAUUCGACAUUCAAGGUCCUCAGGACACUUGGGCUAGAAGUGGGAGCUGGAAAGGAGCCAAAAGAUUUUGUCCACACAUAUUCUCAGCUUGCCCGCCGCUCCUGUCAUACCCAAGCGACGGGUGUUGUGCUUGCGUCGCAGUCGAAAUCGCUUCUAGAAACCCAUUACAAGGAGAGCGCAUUUCCAGUGGAUCUCGAGGAUAUCCUCUGCGAGAAUAAUCUGAACUGGGAGUACUACGACAUUGAAUCCGGUGUCUGGUUGAAGGAUACUGCCCGCCCAUCAUUCUCGAGGCACUGCAUGCUUCAGGUCCCCGCUGGAUCAACCCAAUCCGCUUUUCCACUCCUUAGGGAAAUCUCCACUGGUAUCACAGGCCCCUCUACAUCCGAGGUUCUUGCAGCGCAGUUCCAUUGUGCGAACGGCACGAAUGUGCAUGAAUAUCUGUCCUUUCUCUCACUUCCAGGAACGAUGGCUUCUAGAUGGCAAACGAUGCUCGUUGAACUCGGAUCCCUAAAUCUGAACUUCAGCGCAGAAGCAACAGUACUCCUAUUUUCGCGCCUAGCGUUACAAGCUGGUCCGGGACACAGGGAUGGAGUCCGGCGUACAGCUCACGCUGUCUUCGAAGACAACUACUUUUGCGAGAAGCUAGUUGCACAACUGGAACAGCGUGUUGAUGUUUUAUGGGGCAACUUCCGCGAAUACGCUGUCAUGGAAAUGAUCAUCACUCUUGCGUUACGGAUCCAAUCGCUUGCCCAUCGCGAUGUUUCAAAAACCAGGACGUUGAAAUUGCUGAAGACUGCGCGAGAGAUCACUUUCGGAUGGAUCCAGGACUUGCGAACAAUCAUGCUGAAGGGAACUUCUGACGCAGACGUCUCGAAUAAAGUCACGACAUACUCCCUCUGGGGCUCUCUCUUGUGCCGAAUCACCUUGUCAGGAAGAGCAGAGACAAAUUCGAGGCUCACUUCAUCGGAGCUGGAGCAGUUUAUAUUUUCCUCUAUCGUCUUGAAGGACAACUUGAACUGCGACCCACAUACGUUGCCUAUUCCUCUGAAGAAUGCCCUAGUCAGAGACAUUGGAUUGCGUGCGGCGAUUGAGAAUUUGGUGCGCUCAUCGAUAGAGGCACGACCUAAAGGAAUCACCAGUGCUCUUGACCAUGUCUUUUCUCAAAAGGAUGCGGGAAAGGCGAUGAUCUACUCCGAAUGCACAUUCUUACAUGCACCAUACCAGAAUUGGAUCGAGAUCACUGUGGACAUCCCUAAUGCUGGUGGUGCUGAAGGACAACUUCUCGACAAGCGAUCUGUGCAGUUGAACUACAUCGAGGGGCAUCUGCUCAUCAACAAUGAGCCCCUUGGCCAGCUCCCCCCUACUCAUCGCGAACUGGAGCUUCUGAAAGAGUUGUUUGGCUUCGAGACUCUUUUUACGUGGCCGAGUAACAUCGAAGGAAUGGAUUACUGCCUAGCCACUCACAUGAAUGGACAUGAGGUCCAUUUCGGUCUCCGUAACGGCAAGCUUGUUAUCCGUGCAGUGUUCCAACGCAGACUUCUGGAGUUGCUACCACGGAAACUCUUCUAUCCUGACGAACGAAGCUAUGAUCUCCCUGCAGAUCUGGUCGAUAGCUGCUAUCACUGGCUUGAUCUUGGCACAGGCACCAUCGAUAUCCGCCGGAAGCCCGACAUCUGGAAUUUGAAGUAUUCCAAUUGGGCGAUCAACUACUACAAGCGCACUGCUCAUCGACGGGGGUCUGUUUUGGUAGAUCCCAACUCUUACAUUUACCGGUUAAUGGUAGACCAUUUCCGGUUCUUUGAGCUUCCAGGGUUCAUUACAGUCUUCCAGGGAAAGAAGCGUCUCUUCGCAGAGCUCAAACGACUCGAUCUCAGCUUUUUUGUGAACAGCCAACAACGGUUGGAGAGCUGGCAACUUCGAGCCGAGUUUGACUUGAAUCAGGACUGUGGGACGUUCUAUGGCCUUUAUUCUAAAAUAGUUUUUAAGGAUGUCAAUAACCCUGGGGAACGUUUCGUUCUGGUACCAUUUGGACCGCUUCAAUUCACCAGGUCCGGCGCGCAUGUAAGGGUCGCCGUUAAGAUGGAGGGCGAUGGAUACUAUAGGUACUUUGUAAACGAUACUUUGGGACGAAUCGACUGUGCUCCAGAGCCGCGAUUUCUUUACGAAAAGGCCCUUCUUCAUGCGUACACGUCAUGGAUUCUACCAGAUCCACUGACCCGGCGUACUGGAUCCGAGGAGGCAUUGCAUUGCUUACGUUCAGCGUCUAGCAUUCCUUGGCAACCGCUCAAUCCCACCUUGCACAAAACAAUUCUGACACAGAUCGCACACCUAACUCCUAUCAGAGUCUACUAUCCUCCUGAGAUGAAGAGGAUGCAAAGUAUCACAUGGGAUUCACACCUCACCACACACAUUCAGCAAGAACCGUAUCUAAGCGCGGUGCAGCGUAUCUUGGCUAAAUCAAAUGAGCUUGGGCGAUUCUAUGACACGAAUGGUACGCCAUACCAGAUGGAUGAGUCUCAAGGCGAUGCCCAUCUCUCUGAUCGAAGCCGGUACCGACGGCUCCUGUAUCAAAGACUCGCGAGCAUAGAGGAACCGCUCACCGGGGUUGUAGAUCUACUCUACCAAGCCAGAGGCGACGACAGUGGGUCUGCAGCGCGGUUGAAUGUCAUCCGGGUUGUGAAAGAUGUCAGAAAUGCAAAUCCAAGCUCUCUCCAAACCUGUGAAGAUCUUAUGGGCAAACUUGAGAGUUGGCCGCUUAUCGGGGGGUUCGAUACACCUUUUUCCGGUGGCGUUCUCUCCGAGAUAUUGUCCCUCAAUAUAUCGGAGCACUGGGGCAGCCUGGUGUCACUUUGCAGAUGCUUGAACCUGGAAGACGAAAGCAUGAUGAUGUUCCUGUUUGCGAAGAUCUGUUUCCGAGAUGAAGUUGACAUGGAUGCAAUACGUACGCUCCUGGUCUACGUAUUUGUCGAAGAACUCAAAGUCAUACCGCCGCCUGAGUUCGAAUGUUUUGUUGGCUUCAAGGCAUAUCAAAAGUUUCGAAAAUCAUUCAUUCAUGAAAGAGUCCCUGAGUUUGCCGAGCCUCCUCCCCCUGAGAUUCGACAAUUUUCACGAACCGAGCAGACCGACAUCCGCAAGGACUAUGAGCGCCAUGUCAAGCGCGAUUGUGAUCGGCUGGGCGAUCUACUGACAAUACAAUUCCCGUGCGCUUGGCACAAUGUGAAAGGGUUGUCCGACAUUGCAUUCGGCUAUAUCAGGCUCGACGAUGCUUUAGACAGCUUAAAGGCAGAAUGGUGCCGUCUCUACGCGAACUUCCGUCUCUCACCGUACAUUGAGGCAGUGCAGCACGCCUUGCACAAGCUUUACGUAUCGCAAAACGAUACUUUCCCUAAGUCAUUUUCCCAGAAAAGGUUUCAUCUCGAUAAUUGCCGGGCAGAGAUUGACAAGAGGACAACGACAGAAAUCCUGGCUUCGCUGCUUCCCUUAAGCUUCCAGAUUGAUGGGGUGUCGUUCAGAUCCAUGGGCCGGAUGUUCCCCUUGGAGGAGCUUUUCUCCCAGCAUCGGAUCGAAAAUGGCCCUGGAGAAUCCCAUCCAAACACCCGCCAACCACUAAAUGCCUCCGCAGAGGUGAUUGAGCUAGAAAAAAUCCUGACGCCCCUCGUCCAAAGUGGUUCUUCAAUUCGGAAUCUGUACGGUGCGGAUUUACGCAAGAGUCUGGAUGCAUUCAAGUCCACCAAAACUAUGGAUCGCAUGGGAUUAGGCGAGCUCAAUAGUCAGACGCUACAGUCAUAUAUCGAGCAAGCUCGAUCUGACAUAUUCCAACUCCUUUGUGCCGCGCAAAAUGGACCUUCUUCAGCAUCACCGCAAGCCUUCUGGAUGCAGAGCGGCGGGCUCUGGCCGGCAGUGAGCGUUGUCUCGUUGUUAGAGACAAUUCGCACUUCGGCCGGAGCCCGACUUGUGGGCCCAGCCAAAGAUUUCGUCUUCCACUUCGCAGAUGCUAUCACUCGACUGCAGCGACUCCUUCGUCUAUGGGCAGCUGCGUCCAGAAGCAAUGAUCAAAUUCUCCACGCCGAAGUUGCGAAUAUGGGCACUCGGAACUGGGAUCCGAAACGGUUCCCAGACUGGCUUCUGCUGGAAAUCGAGUCCAAUAUUUCGAUUCGUCCUGAGCAGGUGGACGUCGCGAUGGCGACAAUAAGCCCCUCUGGUGGGAUGAACUCUCUUCUACAGAUGAAUAUGGGGCAAGGUAAGAGUAGCGUUGUCUUCCCGAUGGUGGCCUGCGUGCUUGCUGAUACAAGGCGCCUGGUCCGGUUGAUUGUACCGAGAAGUCUGCUUUUGCAGUCAGCGCAAGUUUUGCAAUCCCGCCUUGGAGGGCUAAUUGGAAGGGAAGUCUCACAUAUCCCCUUUUCUCGAAGGACACGUGCCACCGUGCAGAACAUUAGGGCAUAUCACGAUCUACAUCAGGCUGUGAGGCGCUCGGGUGGCAUUUUGAUCCAAAACCCGGAACAUGGUCUCUCCUUCAAGUUGAGCGGUCUCCAGAUGCUUCUUGACGGGAAGGUAGAGCAGGCUACUCCAAUGAUAAACGUUCAAAAUUGGCUCGAGAGACGGUGUCGCGAUAUUCUAGACGAAAGCGACAGUAUUCUAGCCGUCCAAACGCAGUUGAUUUACCCCUCCGGUUCUCAGAAGGUGCUUCCUGGUCAUUCUCAUCGCUGGGGAACUGUGGAGAAAGUGUUGAGCCUAGCGAAGGUGCACUUUUGGAGCAUCCACCAGCAGUUUCCAACCUCCAUCGAGGUCGUUGAACGACCCAACGGCGGUUUCCCAAUGGUAUACUUCAUGAGGCGGGAUGCAGAGAUUGCGUUGGUCAACAGACUGGUUGAUGACAUUUGCUCCGGCAGAAGUAGCAUUCUCCCUCAAGGAGAGGUCCUUCAAGAACAUGGAGAGCAGAUUCGGAGAUUCAUUUCAGAGGAGAAGGUCACUCCUGUUGAUGUUGAAGCGAUUCGUAACGGGUUUUGUGAAAUACCGACCAUCCGAGACGUGAUCUACCUUCUGCGGGGGUUAUUUGUGCACCGGAUUCUGAUCCUUACGCUAAAAAAGAGAUGGAACGUACAAUACGGACUACAUCCGGAUCGAGAGCCCAUAAGCGUGCCGUUUCAUGCAAAAGGUGUCCCUAGUGAACAAGCCGAAUUCGGUCAGCCAGAUGUAUCGCUCUUGCUGACAUCGCUAUCCUUCUAUUACGGUGGACUUACCCCUCAGCAGCUCCGUGGGGCCCUUCAGCACCUGAUGCAGACCGAUGAUCCUGCCAGCCACUACGAGAGAUGGAUACAUGCCCAGGGGGCUGUACCCGACUCGCUGAAGGAUUGGAUGGCCAUCAAUCUCGAUGACGAGAUUCAGCUCAAGGAAUUAUGGAGUUGCCUGCGGCUUGAGGUGCCUGUCAUUGACUAUUUUCUUAAUAACUUGGCCUUUCCAAAGCAUGCCAAGGUUUUCCCACAUAAGCUGCAGAGUUCAUCAUGGGAUAUUCCUUUAGCACAGUCUUCCUCGGCAGCCCCUCCUAUGCAGACUACGGGUGGUAAAGGUCAGGCUAGAGGAGCUCUGGCCCUCACCACAGGGUUCAGCGGUACUAACGACAAUCGGUUCUUACUUCCGUUCAACAUAAAGCAGCAAGACCUACCAAAGCUGUCUAGUGUCAAUGCCGAAGUUCUCAUAUAUCUUCUGAAGCCGAGAAAUAGGGACUGUGUCCUAGCUGUGGACCUCCAGGGAAAGCACAUUGGUGAGAACGGUUUACUGCGGAUGCUCUGCGAGAAAGGGAUAAUGAUCCUUAUCGAUGCUGGUGCUCAAGUCCUUGAGAUGGACAAUCUGACACUAGUCAAGGAAUGGCUAGGUGUGGACAGUAAGUUACACGGUUCCGAAGGUCACAGUGCUACUGCUGCCCUGUUUUUCGACAAAAAUAGCAAGCCUAUGAUCUACUCUAAGGGGGGGACACUCGUCCCACUCCUGGCUUCGUCUUUCGCGGAUAAUCUUGCUGGAUGUCUUGUUUAUAUUGAUCAGUCCCAUGCCCGUGGAACAGACUUGAAGCUCCCAGUCAAUGCACGGGGCGCUCUAACACUAGGGUUGUCUCAAACAAAAGAUCAACUUGUCCAAGCUGCCAUGCGACUUCGCCUUCUUGGCACUACCCAAAGCGUCACGUUCUUUUUGCCACCGGAGGUGAAUCAGAGCAUUCGAGAUCAUCGCGGAGCGGCAUUGAAAGGAGAAAUCACGUCGUUCGAUGUUGUGUCAUGGCUACUUGAGAACACGUGUGUCGGGAUCGAGCAAAUGCAGCCGUUAUUCAUUUCUCAGGGAAUGGACUACUGUCGGCGGAAACAAGCUGUGCUUGAUCAUCCCAGGGUUUUGGAGAUUGAAGGAGACCGUGAGAACUUUGUUCAGAUCCUUCGACAAAGAGAGGAGCAGAGCCUUGCCGAGAUGUACGAACCUCGAGCUCGGAGAAGGUUGAUGAUCAACUCUAGCCCAGGAGAGAUACGGAAUAUCAUCGGCGAACUCGACCGCUGUCGCAAAAGGUUCCAGGACACAGGCGAAGCUGUAAAUGCCUUUGCGCUCCAGGAGGUGGAGCAAGAAAGAGAGGUGCAACAGGAGGUCGAGAAGGUCCGACAGGUGCAAAAGCCGAUCUACUUCCAGCCAAUUAUCUUUGCUGGUCUCAGCCGGGCAAUCAAUUCGUUCAUUGAAACUGGUACCCUUCCAACGACCAGUUCGGACAUCGUCUCUGCUUUCAAAGUCCUCGAGCAAACUGCCACAGGCAAGAAGCAUAAGAUCAAGUACUGCGGUGAAGCCAGGUUGUUCGUCUCGGCAGAAUUCACCCGAACUGUACGAUCCCCUAGGGGGACCGCCAACGAUAAUUUCCUCAGAUCUGUGAACUGGCUGCUUUUGAGCGUAGAGUCUUGCCACGCUCUCAUCAUCACGCCUGAAGAGGCGGAAGCGGUUCUCGGGCUGCUUAGCAAGUGGGACAGCCGAAUACACCUCAUCACAUAUGCCGCUCCCAUAUCCCGACGCAUGCUAUGCUUCAACAACCUCCAAUAUUGGUCCUUCCCACCGCUCCCUAAGUUUUGGCGGGCUCCACCAUGGCUCACCGUCGAGAUCGGGGCGUUUGCAGGCCGUCUUUACUUCAGCUAUGAGGAAUACGAGUAUCUUGCCUUCUUCCUCGGAAUCUCUAACGAGCAAACGAACAACGAGCAAGGCGCCACAGAUGUCGAGAUGCGUAGCGACGAGUCCAGUAAUUGUGUCCAGGGGAGCUCUUCAAAUAUGGCUAUGGAGGCCGUUCAUGUCGAUUCAAUCCCCGCUAACGACGUGGAGAUGUCUCUGUGUACUUCGGCGGCUUCUUCGGCGGCUUCUUCAGCGGCUUCUGAUACUGAUUCUACAGCGAUCGAUGGGGCUACCAGUGAUAAUACCGAUGCAAAACAGCAACACACUAUAUCGGUGCUCAAUUGGCCUACUUCCCCCGUACUUGGUCCAAGAAACUCGUUUGCAUUCAUGAAAGAUUGGAUUUCUAUGCGCCGACGCGGGAAAGACUUUUCAGAUUCUCCAAUGGGCUAUGUCUGCCAACGAAGCCCGCUCUCUGCCAACCACCCUUUCUUCACGGCAUGGACCGAGCCUACUCAGAGGCGCAUGCAUGCGCAGUUCACAAGCACGGCGGAAGACGAACAGGACGACGAGGAAGAAGAUGGAUUCGAUGAAUACGAAAUGAUCGAGGAACCGGGGCGCGUAUUGAAUCCGAUAGAUGAGACCAAUGAUCCAGCAUUCGAUGAGCAUGCGUCUAGCGAUGAGCAAGCCUUUGAAGAUUGGGCGAAUGAUGUCGAUUUUGACAAACUGGGUGUACAGGUAACUGAAGAGAAUGGAAAGGGACUGGCCCCCAGCAAUUGAAUAUCAAUUGUGCUUUCUAUCUGACGACAGACUAUAGUUGGACAAAU